AUGACCAGGGACAGAUAUGAUGUCGAUCUAUCGAUCAUAAACGACAGAGAACGCUCCGCAGAAAUUCAAUUUUCGGCUCAGGAGCACAUACAAGACGAAAACCAACAGACCGUGGCGAAUCAUCGCAUGCCUAUGGCUCCGACUCAAAUCGCCAAACACAAUGCGCUUAGCUGGAGAACAGAUCCGGUUUCUUCCUUUAGUGAUUGGAGGAUAGUCAUCUACUCCAUCUCCAAAGAAGCUUCAGUCACUCAAACAAACUUCUUUUGUCACUCAAACGUGUUGGCGUGGGGGCCACGCAAAGGCAACUUUUUUGUCGAGUUAUUCGAAAAACAACGAAGGAAGUCGGAUAUCCUCGUGAGCAAAAUCAAAAUGAAUGAGGAGGAGGCAAAAAUGAUCCCGAUUGUCCUUGACUUUAUGUACUGCGGAUCAACGUUACCGUUAUCAGCAGAUCGAUUACAUAUCCUCUAUGGACUUGCUGAGACUCUUGAUAUUCCAAAGCUGAAAGAAGCGAUGCAGCUGUUUGUUCAAAACGCAAUGGAUUUGAACCAACUGGUUGACUUCCUUACUUUUGUUUCGGAUCGGAAUAUUGGAGCUACGAUACAACGGCUUGUGCUCUUGGCGGAAUCCAGACUGUUUGGUUUCUUGGUUGAGAACGUCGAGCGAGGUUCUUUAGUUCCACCACAAAUCUUGUAUCGAAUACUACAAAAGCGAAAGCAAUGUAUUGGUGUUCUAAAGAAAAGGAACCCAAUCAAGUACACACGAAGGUGGGAGAACGAACGAUCCAAAGUGAUUGGUAGGAUAAUUGGCGAAUGCUGUGUUCAAGCGGUGAAUACAAAUAGACCAUCGCCAUCUCUCACACUUCGGAUGCUUGAGACAAUUACAAACCGUGCUAUUUUACCCGCAAUCGACGGCGAAACAGCACUCAAAAUUCUGCAAGUGGAGGGUGUGCUCGUUCAAAUGUCGAAAUGUGGAUCUGAACACGCCCAGCACGAGUCUAGAAUGAACGAUACCAACCUAUUGCAACUGGAAAAGCGAUGUAUCUUGAUGCUUGUUCCAGAGUGGAGAAGGAUGUUGAGGGAUAAUCGACCUUCCAUUGCUGUGGCGAUGAAAACUUUCACUCCAACAGCCUUGGCAGAACUUUUACUAUCUGUUUCUGAAAUGUAUGAGAUUGGCACGUCUGCGCCUGAACCCAUUUCUACUGCAUACCUUGAAAACAGUGCUUUCCAGAUAGGGCAUUCGGAAGCAGACGUUUUAGAAGAAAUGGUAGCCGAAGAGUCUUUUAUUGAUCGUUUUUAA
This is a messenger RNA of Cylindrotheca closterium, 1296 nucleotides long. The record is from the annotation of a GenBank genome assembly. NCBI's taxonomy places the organism in Eukaryota, Bacillariophyta, Bacillariophyceae, Bacillariales, Bacillariaceae.